Messenger RNA from Balaenoptera musculus (blue whale), 2130 nucleotides. RefSeq names its product UDP-GlcNAc:betaGal beta-1,3-N-acetylglucosaminyltransferase 3 (gene B3GNT3). NCBI's taxonomy places the organism in Eukaryota, Metazoa, Chordata, Mammalia, Artiodactyla, Balaenopteridae. The record is from RefSeq and is a predicted model, not a curated record. Gene Ontology annotation, cellular component: membrane. Gene Ontology annotation, molecular function: N-acetyllactosaminide beta-1,3-N-acetylglucosaminyltransferase activity.
UCCUGCUCGCGAGCCAAGAGGAGCAGGGAUAGGGGUCGGAGGCUGGACGGCUGUCUGGGGAAGCUGCCCAGGGGUCUCUUCGGACCAAUCCCAAACUCAGGCGGACCAGAAUGAGGUGUUCUCGGCCCCUGCGGACAGAGGUGGGCCUGGCUGUGGCUCUGGGCACCUUCACCCUCCUCCUCCUCUCAAUCUGCACGUCACCACCCACCUGCCCAGGCCUGAAGGAUCCGCCAGGCACCCUCGUGGCUCUGGUCUGGCCCUCGCCGCCCUCCCGCCCACCGCCCGCCCCCUGCCUGGCCAACAUCUCCAUGGCCGCCCUGUCGGACUUCGCCAGGCAGCUGCAGCACAUCCGCAACUUCCUGCUGUACAAACACUGCCGCGACUUCGUGCUGCUCCAGGACGUGCCGCCUGACAAGUGCGUGCAGCCAGUCUUUCUGCUGCUGGUGAUCAAGUCCUCGCCCAGCAAUUACGAGCACCGGGAGCUGGUGCGGCGCAGGUGGGGCCGUGAGCGCCAGGUGCAUGGCGUCCAGCUGCGCCGCCUCUUCCUGGUGGGCACGGACCCCAACCCGCUGGAGGCGCGCAAGGUCAACCGGCUGUAGGCCAUGGAGGUGCGGAUGCAUGGUGACAUCCUGCAGUGGGAUUUCUACGACUCAUUCUUCAACCUCACGCUCAAACAGGUGCUCUUCCUACAUUGGCAGAAGACACGGUGACAUGCCAGUUUUAUGCUCAACUGGGAUGAUGACGUCUUUGCCCACCCUGACCACCACCUCUCAAUGGGGCAGUUUACCCACAGUGUGUGCCCUGUCCGCCUUCCCUGGAGCAAGUACUGUGUGCCGAAGGUGGUGACAGAGGAGGAACACUACCCGCCCUACUGCGGGGGUGGUGGCUUCCUACUGUCCCGCUUCACAGCCACCACCCUGCGCCACUCCCCCACCCUGGACCUCUGCCCCAUUGUUGAUGUCUUCCUGGGCAUGUGCCAAAAGCAGGAGGGUUCACACAGUGGUAUCCUCACAGCCGGUGUUCAGGCCCCCUCCAGCUGCCUGUCCUCCUUUGACCCCUGCUUCUACCAAGAGCUGCCGCUGGUGCACCGCUUCCUGCCCUACGAGAUGCUGCUCAUGUGGGACGUGCUGAACCAGCCCAAGCUCACCUGUGACAAGCGGACACAGAUCUACUGAGGUGGAGUCAGGGCCCCCAGCCUCGAGGCUACUGUCUCCAUCCCCAUAGAAAGGGCAGCAGCUUCCUCCCCGGAAGCUGAGACCUUUGUCCUCCUAAGUGGGCAGGACCUAGGAGAGUACCAGGGAGGUUGGAUGAGUCUGACCGGUGAAUUCCUACACAUCCUUCAAAACUCACCUAGUACUGCCUAGACCGUGUUCCAUCAUCCUCCCUAGACUCUCAGCUGGAAGGACCAUCUCUUUCCAUGUCAGCUAAUGGCAGAAGCACUUCUGCUAGGGUCCCAGCUGCUGCUGCUGCAUCCAUCCCUUUUCCAUAUCCCACUUCCUAGCCCUGACCUUGAUCAUGGGCUAAAGCCUAAGCAGUGACCAGUCUCUCCUUGGUUGUGAACCUGCAAUGGUGGGUGAAUUCCUGCAAUGGUUCAAGGCCAGUUGAGGACACCUGGGUCCACAUGCAGCUGAAGCAAGAAGGAGUUUUCAGCUGGGAAGAGAGGGUUUCUGUUCUCCACCCCUCCCUGGAUCUUGGACCCCUCAGAUGGUGGGAGGGGCCAGAGAGUCUGGGAAUGGGACCACCCCCUCCCUGCUUGUGGCUUCAAGCGCUCUUAUGGUGGGAACAUUGGGCAGAGGAGGGAGGGAGCUAUCUGUCUCAGGCUAUCGGAGCUCAGAGUUUCUGGAGUCCCUGACAGGACCCAGCCCCACACCGGUGCUCCCCGACAAUACAGGAAAGAGUAUUGGGGCAAGAGGGGUCUUCACUGGGCCCAAGGCCAGCACACACACCUUAGUGCCCAGAGAAGGGGGAUAUUCAGGUCCUUGGGGAACCCUAAGUUCUCGGGACCCAGGACUGGCCCCCGCCUCUGUGUGUCUCUCAGACUGGGGAGAUCCAAGUGAACUGGUGACCCCCAGCCCUGCCACCCUCGGACAGGUGUCUGAGACAGGUUUCACAGGGAUUGGGGCAGUGGUA